This is a messenger RNA of Pelobates cultripes (western spadefoot toad), 597 nucleotides long. The record is from the annotation of a GenBank genome assembly. NCBI's taxonomy places the organism in Eukaryota, Metazoa, Chordata, Amphibia, Anura, Pelobatidae.
AUGCGGUUGCGGAUAGUUCCGAUUGCCAGCCAAUUGUGGUGCAGAGGGAGAUCAAAAGAAAAGGAGGGGAAAGCAGGAGAGCAAAAGAAAAGGAGGGGAAAGCAGGAGAGCAAAAGAAAAGGAGGGGAAAGCAGAAGGAGAGCAAAAGAAAAGGAGGGGAAAGCAGAAGGAGAGCAAAAGAAAAGGAGGGGAAAGCAGAAGGAGAGCAAAAGAAAAGGAGGGGAAAGCAGAAGGAGAGCAAAAGAAAAGGGGAAAGCAGAAGGAGAGCAAAAGAAAAGGAGGGGAAAGCAGAAGGAGAGCAAAAGAAAAGGAGGGGAAAGCAGAAGGAGAGCAAAAGAAAAGGAGGGGAAAGCAGAAGGAGAGCAAGAGCAAAAGAAAAGGAGGGGAAAGCAGGAGAGCAAAAGAAAAGGAGGGGAAAGCAGAAGGAGAGCAAAAGAAAAGGAGGGGAAAGCAGAAGGAGAGCAAAAGAAAAGGAGGGGAAAGCAGAAGGAGAGCAAAAGAAAAGGAGGGGAAAGCAGGAGUCAAGGAGGAGAAGACCGUGUCAGAAGGCAAAGAAAAGGACAUUGGAACAGAAAGGACAACAUGGAUGACAAGUGA